Messenger RNA from Rhinocladiella mackenziei CBS 650.93, 1581 nucleotides. RefSeq lists its product as uncharacterized. Gene Ontology annotation, biological process: transmembrane transport; carbohydrate transport. The coding region runs from base 1 to 1581 and encodes 526 amino acids. Gene Ontology annotation, molecular function: carbohydrate:proton symporter activity. The transcript is spliced from 6 exons. The record is from RefSeq and is a predicted model, not a curated record. NCBI's taxonomy places the organism in Eukaryota, Fungi, Ascomycota, Eurotiomycetes, Chaetothyriales, Herpotrichiellaceae. Gene Ontology annotation, cellular component: membrane.
AUGUCGUUCAUCAGGAGAAUCGUGCACAAUGAUGCCAUCAAGCUAGAUCCUCCCGAAGUGUACAACUGGAGGGUCUUUACAUUGGCCGCAGCAGCUUGUUUCGGUGGAACUCUUUUUGGCAUGGAUAUUGGAAUUAUAGGCGGUGUUCUGACUCUGCCUGACUUUAAAGAUGAAUUUGGCCUCACAGAACUUAGCAAGAUCAAACAGUCCAAUCUUUCAGCCAACUUGGUGUCUGUGAUGCAGGCCGGCGCCAUCGUAGGUGCCUUGCUCGCCAAUCCAAUCGCUGAUAGAUUCGGUCGUAAACCGAGCAUCCUCGUUAUCUCCGUGUUCGCGUUUAUCGGAGGUCUUCUCCAAGCUUUCUCAUAUGGUAGCCUUGUGUGUUUCUACAUUGGAAGAUUCGUGGAAGGUUUGGGCCUAGGUGGAGCGACCAUGCUCGCGCCCACUUACGUUGCCGAGAACGCUCCUCGUGGUAUCCGAGGCCUCCUUGUGGGCUUCUAUCAGCUCUUCGAAACAAUGGGAGCAAUGAUCGCAUUCUUCAUCAACUACGGCAGUCUUCUUCAUUUCAAGGGCCAUGCCACCUGGAUCGUACCACUUUCGAUGCAGUCCCUACCUCCCCUCUUGCUCUUUUGCUCCAUCCUCUUCUGUCCAGAGUCUCCUCGCUGGCUCGCCUCUAGGGACAAUUGGGACAAGGCUUCCAAGAUUCUCUGCACCGUGCGUCAUUUACCUGAAACACAUCCAUACAUCCAAGCCGAGCUUCUCGAGAUGAAGACCACGUUGGAUGCAGAAAGAGGCCGUCUUGGGGGAAAUAGCUACUGGGCUUUGACUAAGGAGGCAUGGACCAUCCCAGGCAAUCGGCGACGGUCGAUUAUGGCUAUUGGUCUCAUGACUGCCCAGCAAUGGACCGGCACAAACGCCAUCAAUUACUACGCACCCACGAUAUUUACGAACUUGGGAAUCACAGGAACCACCAACAGCCUCUUCGCUACAGGAGUCUACGGCAUCGUCAAGAUGUCCUCCUGUGCCAUUUUCAUAGUUUUCCUUGCCGAUACCCUCGGCCGAAGGCUGUCGUUGGUGUGGACUGGUCUGUUUAUGUGGUUCUGCAUGUUCUAUCUUGGAUUCUACGUUCGAUUCGAUCCUCCAGAAAAGGGAAGCCCCAUUUCCGGUGCGGGAUAUGCUGCACUAGUGAUGGUCUAUCUCUUUGCCGCUGCUUUUCAAUUUGGUUGGGGACCGGUCUGCUGGAUUUACUGCUCUGAAAUCUCCAGCCAACGUCUCAGAGGAUUGAUCGUAUCGUACGCCGCCGCCACCCAGUGGAUUUUCAACCUGGUUGUGGCUAGAUCGACGCCGGUGAUGCUCGACACCGUGGGAGCACACGGAUACGGGACGUACUUUAUCUAUGGCUGUUUUAACUGUGUCAUUGGCGUGGGAGCCUUCUUCCUCGUCCCAGAAACUAAAGGGCUCUCCCUCGAACGAAUGGACGAGCUCUUCGGAGUGACUGACUUCAGCGGCGUGGAGGACGUUGGUAUGGCAGCUCAGCAUGCCAAGGCCGACAUUGAGACGGUCCACGUCGAAGAGUCCAAGUGA